UCGAGAUAAUUUUCUGCAGAUUGUUUUGGGAAGGGAGCAAACUUUUUCCACUUUUUUCUCAACUAACAUACAUUGUGUACUUUGGGGUUGAAAUUGGAAAAUUUCCCAGGAAACGGAUGACUAUUACUUUGCAUGAUCCAGAUUGAGUAAAUACACAAUUAUUAAUUUAGCAUGAAUUCAGUAUUUCCUAACUUCUAAUCCACAGAGUGAAAACAGAUAUCUUUGGAGCUCCACGGGAGAUACCAACCCUUUCAGAAUGGAUGGCAAGCACCAGCAGCAUGCUGUGGAUAUUGAACAACACCCGACUGAGUUGUUACCCAGAAAUCCCUAUGGUUCAAACGAAGGAACACAUUGUGGUUGUAGAUUGCCUGUUGUGACCUUACAGCCGCAGUGGGCAGCAGCAAAGCCGUGGUCACCCUGGAAAACAUUUCUGCUGUGUCUCCUGGCCUGUCUCAUUGCCACAGCCCUUGUUGUUCUGCUCUUCUAUUUUGUCCACUUGGGCAAGCCCACGGCCGGCACCACCAUCGUCGUUCAUGCUGACGGCAAGUCCAGUCAUGUCACCUGCAUUCCUGGUGCUGCCCCAUCUCCGGGCCCAUCCUCCCUGCCUGUAUCUCAGAGCGCUCUGCCUCCUACUCCGGGGACCAACCACAGCUCCUCUACCCCGGGGCUCCCAACUCCUAUGGAGACGACUAUGAGCUCAACGUUGGUCCACGAAGUUGAAAUUGAAGAUGAAGAAUGAUAUUUGGGGGGUGUCGUCAGCCCUUCUCAAGCCAGACCCACCCACUGAUCUUGAAUGAAGCAUGUCCAAGGUAUUCUCCCCUCCAGCCGAGAGGUUCCAAAGCAUUUAGCUUUAUGAGACUUGCCCUCUUGCUCAGUCAUUUGCUGUGUUCCAUAUGAGAAUGAUACCAGUGUUCUCAGUCAAGGACCCUCAAAUCUUCAAAUGAUUGGAAAAGAAAAAUUUCAACUGAGCUCAGUUGAUUCAUCCUGGCUAGGGCCCAGAGUCUCUUUUCAUCCUGUAAAACCCAUCUUAAUUUCAUUAAUGAGGAUUUCAACUGCUGGAGAAGCUGCCUGCCUCCUGUAUGUUGGCUCUCAAGCCACUAUUUACCAUCCAGUUAUUGAUUAUUUCCCAAUCUCAUACACUUGACUCUUUUCGGUAUUUAUAUUCCAAUAUGGAGAUAAGGAAGUGUUCAAUUAAUGUGGUUAACGAAUAUAAAUUAUUAGGGAACUAUUCAUCAUUACAGAAGUUUUCCUACUAUUGGGGGGAAAGGAGGGCUGAUCAAUGAGGUUAGAAAUGAUAAAGAUAGGUUUCAGAGGAGGGCUGAAAGUUAAACAAAGGUGGAAGUUUAAGGGGAGAUCAUUAAAACAGAAAACGAGAGGGCUAAGGGGAUUUGAUAGAUUUAAAAUCCAAAACAUACUUAGAAACACUUCAAAUGUAACAAAUGGUGUCUUUUCUCUAUACUUUUUUCUGAUAGUGUCAAUAUUAUUUUCUGUACUUGAUAUUUUGCUUAAAGUACUAUAACCUGCUGCUUACAAAAUUUGAACUUUUAUAUUGUUUUAUACUUUGUAACUUUGAGGGCACAUGGUUUAUAAUUUGGUGUGAAACACAAGACCCUUGUUCAAUGUUACUUGUAUUUUGAGUGUUUAACACUCACUAGAAACAUAAACACUUUAUUUUGGAGACUUUGGGGUUAAAAUCAACCUGCCCAUUCCAUCCUCAACCUCCAAACUCCACAAAAGAGGAAGACUGGUCGGAGAAGGCAGCUCCUGUUCAAAGACUCAGACCCUACGGGAGGCAGUAGACCCAGGAUGUCUUUGGCACAGCAUCGGAGGUUCUAAAUAGGUUCCAAAAGGAUUAAAAGAUUUUAUGUUAUAUGCCAUUCUAGGUUCAUUUGCUGUAGCCAAUAAUAGAACAUGUAAAUUACACAAACCUUGGGGCUUUAUUGAGUAAUUAGGCUCUGCCCAAGAAAAAUUAGAAAUGUGGUCGUUCUCUAGGUAAUUGUUACUUCUACAGUUUAAUAAAAUCUCUUUUAAAAUUAA
Dama dama (fallow deer) is the source of this 2037-nucleotide messenger RNA. It is a transcript of the gene DYNAP, whose product is annotated as dynactin associated protein. Gene Ontology annotation, cellular component: plasma membrane; Golgi apparatus. The record is from RefSeq and is a predicted model, not a curated record. Lineage: Eukaryota; Metazoa; Chordata; Mammalia; Artiodactyla; Cervidae. Bases 257 to 739 code for a protein of 160 amino acids. The transcript has 3 exons. Gene Ontology annotation, biological process: activation of protein kinase B activity.